AUGGCCUUGGAAUCGUAUGAUCUCACUGACGCUGUUAAAAAUGGUUUUAGAGCCUGUGGCUUAUAUCCAUUCAACGCUGAUGCAGUUAACUAUAAUGUUUUAAGCAAGAAGAGUAAGAAGAAAGACGCAAGCAUUAAUCUACAUUUAACCAACAAUUCAGAUCAAGACAGUAUCAUAAAGAAUACAGAACUUUUAGCUAUGUUUGAAAAAUAUGUUAUUUCUCCGGAUAUCAUAGAGUCUUUCAAACAAGCUGAAUCAGAAAACAAAUGGAAUGGUGAUGUGAAAUAUGUGGCAUUAUAUGAAUCUUGGCUUAAGCUGAAAAAACUAUGUAAUGAAAUGCAUGAUGUACCUUCAAAUGAAGCUCUAACAGUUGACAAUUCAUUACCAGCUGAUCAACCAAUACCAAAUGCUGAUUUGAUUGGUAUGGCAAUUAAUAACGCAUCCGGAGCAACUGAUGAAACCAUGCUUGAUGCUUCAAGUCAUUCCGACAACCAGCUGGACUUGUCUGUUAUCAACGCAGCGGAUGAAAACUCAUUGGACAUGAAGUUAAUUGAGGUGUACGAUGAACUGGGCAAUCGUGUAACAGCCACAGUUAUAGCAAUAAAUGUUGAUGAUGUGACUAUGAGCAGCGACAGCUCCCCAAGUAGCGUAGAUAUCAGAGUUGACAGUCAACUUGUACCGGAAGAAAAAAAUAAAGAUGAUUUGGAUAAGACUGACAGUGAAGAGUUUAAUAGUGACUCGAAUAGAGAAUCAAGUAGUUCUCAUUGUUUGAAUAUAUCAAACAAAGAUGAGGUUCUGGAUUUCACGAUAACUUCCGAAGGUACCAAUGAGUCUGAGAAUACUGUAAAUACAGAGCAAGAAGACUCUUAUGAUUCUGUUAAAGCUCCUGUACAGACUGAUAUCUUAGAAAAAACUAGUCCUGUGUUUGGAACUUCUGUAUUAAGCAAACACAAUUCUAUAAAUGUCAUAAAUGACAAUAACAGUCACCUAAGCAUCAACGAAGAAUCUAACUCAAGUACUUGUGGAAGUAAAAAUGAUAUACAAAUAUCACCUAAGCUACAAGAAUUUUUCCCUGUACCUACGUUUACGAAGAAGAGAAAAAAAAGUACAUCUAAAAAUACCCCAACUGUGGCUGUUGUUGACGACCUGUUGAUAGCGAUGCAACAGAAAGAAGCAGAAAAAAAAGAAAAAGGGCAACAAAUUUUAUUGAACAAACAAGAAAGGGAAAAGGCGAAAAUAAUAAGAGACAAAGAAACAACUAUUGUGAAGCAAUAUAAUGAAAAUAAGAAGAAAAAAAUACAAAAGAAGAAAGAACUUAAAUUACAAAUACAAAAUUUAAAGAAGGCAAUCAAAUCGGAAAACAGCAAAGAAAAUGUUGGUCCCUUAACAGAGCGGCUCCAGAAAGUGAAUGCCGAAUUAGCUGAAUUGGAAAAUUUAUUCAUUCUAGAGGAAAUGGAGUUUUUACAAACAAAAAUUAAAGUAAAAAAAGAAAAAUGUGAUUCCACUGUAUGA
Messenger RNA from Solenopsis invicta (red fire ant), 1512 nucleotides. RefSeq lists its product as uncharacterized. The coding region runs from base 1 to 1512 and encodes 503 amino acids. The record is from RefSeq and is a predicted model, not a curated record. Lineage: Eukaryota; Metazoa; Arthropoda; Insecta; Hymenoptera; Formicidae. The transcript is spliced from 6 exons.